This is a messenger RNA of Actinia tenebrosa (Australian red waratah sea anemone), 3575 nucleotides long. RefSeq names its product regulator of telomere elongation helicase 1. The record is from RefSeq and is a predicted model, not a curated record. Gene Ontology annotation, biological process: DNA recombination; DNA replication; DNA repair. Gene Ontology annotation, cellular component: nucleus. NCBI's taxonomy places the organism in Eukaryota, Metazoa, Cnidaria, Anthozoa, Actiniaria, Actiniidae. Gene Ontology annotation, molecular function: DNA polymerase binding; ATP binding; DNA binding.
ACUGACAAUGAAAUCACCAAGAAGUGGCGGGAAGCUUGUAAGACAUUGAAAGUGUAGAAGUUGUGCGAUGAAAAAAUACCCUCCAUUUUCUUCUAUUACGAAAGAUCCAUCAUGACCACGAAUAGCAUCAGGAAUGUCGACGUGGAUUUUCCAUUCCAGCCUUAUGAUUGUCAGCUAGCGUACAUGGAGAAAGUCAUUCAAUGUCUUCAAGAAAGAGAAAAUGGUAUUUUGGAGAGCCCAACUGGAACUGGCAAAACCCUUUGUUUACUAUGUGCAACUCUAUCGUGGAGGACUACAUUUGUUGCCAGCAUGCAGUUAGGCCAGAGAACGUGUUCCAAUAUCAAAGAAGGUGAAACAUUUAAGGAGAACUUAAGCAACCAGCUGCAAAAUGCUGCAGGGACUUGGGAUGAAAGUUGUGGUAACACAGGUGGUUCAUGUUUUGAGGUUCCUAAAAUCAUUUACGCUUCAAGAACCCACUCCCAGUUAUGUCAAGCAAUUCAAGAAUUAAAGUCCACAACUUACAGACCCAGAGUCAGUAUUAUUGGCUCAAGAGAACAGCUUUGUAUUCAUCCUGAUGUGUUAAAACAAGAAAACAACUCUGCUAAGGUUCACAUGUGUAGAGCAAAAGUUACAGCCAGAACUUGUCCAUUUUAUAAUAAUUUAGAAGUAAACAAAUCCAAUCCUGAUUUCACCUCRAGCAUCCUGGAUAUUGAAGAUCUUGUUAAACUUGGACAAAAGCACAAAGUCUGUCCUUAUUACAUGGCCAGAGAGCUAAAGACAAAUGCUGAAAUUGUAUUCAUGCCUUAUAAUUAUAUGCUUGAUCCAAAGUCUCGUAAAGCUCAUAAUCUUGACAUUUCUGGAAGCAUUGUUAUUUUUGAUGAGGCACAUAAUGUGGAAAAGAUUUGUGAGGAUACAGUUUCAUUUGACCUCACUUCGUUUGAUAUUGCAUCUUGCAUCCAGGACGUAGAGCUUUGUAUGGAAUUCCUAGCAAACCAAACAGAUAACUUAGAUAUGGAUGAAGGAAACACAUCUGAUAUAGAGAUAGAAGAUGUAAAGACAUUAAAAGCAUUACUCAGCAAAUUUGAAGAAGAAAUAGAAAAAAUUCCUCUCUCCAAAGAUGGUGGACAGGCCUUUCCUGCAAGUUUUAUGAUAGAUCUUUUGGCAAAGGUUGGUAUCAAAUCAAGUACUAAGGGACAAGUUCUGGACGUUCUACAAAAAAUCGAUUCACUUCUUGCUAAUGAUGACAAAGGCCUGAGAGGAAAGCAUUUUGCUUUGUCAAAAUUUGCAGAUGCAUUACAAACAAUUUUUCGAGAGCCGGUUUCAGGAUCUUCAAAAGAUAGUGAGAAUGACCAAGCUGGAGUGGAGAAGACUUACAAGGUUUAUGUAAAGCUGGAGCCUGAUUCCAAAAAGAAACAAAAGAACCUAGAUAUUUGGACAACAGGAUCCAGUGUUGAAAAAAGAGGGCGUACUCUCAGUUACUGGUGCUUUAGUCCUGGUCAUGCGAUGAAAGAUCUUAUAUCACACGGUGUGCGCAAUGUCAUCUUAACUAGUGGGACAUUGUCCCCUCUAAAAUCCUUUACUGCUGAGUUACAAAUACCAUUUCCUAUCUGUCUUGAAAACCCUCACGUAAUCAAGAAACAUCAAGUAUGGGUUGGCGUGGUAACAAAGGCUCCUGAUGGUGCCACCUUAAAUUCUUCAUUUGAGUUCAGGUCUACAGUAGAAUACAUGACUGGCCUAGGGAAUACUAUUGCUAAUUUUGCACGCACUGUUCCAAAUGGUCUUCUGGUGUUCUUUCCAUCCUAUCCUGUCAUGAACAAGUGCUUGGAACACUGGCAGGGUACAGGUAUAUGGGCUCGCAUCGCUCAACAUAAACCAAUGGUUGCUGAACCAAAAGGAAAGGGGGAUUUUGUUCAGGUGAUGGAAGAGUUUUAUUCGAAAAUCAAGGACCCUGAUCUCAAUGGAGCAACGUUCUUUGCUGUCUGCAGAGGAAAGGUAAGCGAGGGGCUGGACUUUGCAGAUAUUAAUGGACGUGCAGUGGUGAUAACUGGACUCCCUUUCCCACCUAAAAUGGAUCCAAAGGUUAAAUUAAAGAUGGAGUUUCUAGAUGAAAUGUUACGGAAAAAUAAAGCAGCUUUCAAGGGUCUGUCUGGCCGUGAAUGGUACCGUCAACARGCUUCCCGAGCUGUCAAUCAAGCUAUUGGUAGAGUCAUACGUCAUAAGCAGGAUUAUGGUGCCAUUUUGUUAUGUGACAUCAGGUUUACGUACCCGGAUGCCCUUAAGCAACUUCCUUCAUGGGUUCGACCACAUGUGAAAAYCUUCAAAGAAUUUGGUCACGUUCAAAGAGAGCUUAUUCAGUUUUUUAGAAAUGCUGACAAACUGGUUGAUAAGAAGUUCAUGAAGAACAAGCAUGCUAUUAAGGAGUGCCCACYCGCAACGGAAGAACCUGUCAUAACUAGUGCUACAUCAUCUUGCUGCAGUAAAGAAACUGCCUUUCAGUUUACUCCAAGACCAUCGCAGCUGCAACAAUCUGAUGGAAGUGAAAAUCUCUCUCUGACAACAAAGUCUAAGACAAGGAGUGAAGAGUUGUUACCUCGUUUAUCAGUGGAAUACGAUGACAAUGCAGUCUGCACUAUGCCGACGAAACAAACGAGAAACAGUUUAUUGGAUUCUCUCGCCACUUCUGAAGUACGUCAACAAUCUAAAGCAACGGUACCAGAGCAUUCUAAGUCAUUAACAACGUGGUCUGCUUCAAUUGUUGGUAAACUAGACAUCAAUCAGCGUCAAAAARCAAAAAAAGUACUCAAGAUCGUGAAGCAGAAAACAGAAAACCUUGAAGAUAAGGCUAGUGAGAAAACAGUGGAUCCAAAAGUUCAAAAAGUACAAGCAGCGAAAGAGUAUAUCGUGAAGGUUCGAAAAGCUCUCAGUGAAGAAAACUACAAAAAGUUCACUCGAGUUCUGACAAAAUACAAAGAGAGUAAUGAUUUACAGAGUCUGUUACAUGGCCUGACACCUUUAUUUACACAAAACAGUUCCAUGUACGGUCUCUUUCUUGAUUUUUCCGGAUAUGUUCGCGAUAGUGAUGAUAAAGUCAAAUUCUUUAAGGCGUAUAAGGAGAUAACAGGCCAAGAAGUACCAAAUACAUACUUUGACGUACUUCGAACAAAGAAAAGAUCAGAACCUGAAUCUGAACUAAGUUGUAAGGUUGGCAAAAGGAUCAAAAUCGAAGAUGAAAACAAAUCAAUGAUUAAGAGUUCCUCUAAAGAAAAGGCUUUCACGACUAAAUCUUUGGAUAGAACUGGAAACUUGCAGACGAAACUUCUUGAUGUUGUAACCCAUUUGAACGGUGGAAAGUAAUGGCCACUACAAGCUUGGUACUGAUUGUCACGCAAGGGUCACGCGAUGCCGCAGCCUGCUGUCACAAAUCGGCAAAGAAGAAAAACGGCAAAAUAGGAAGAACUUUCCAGCAGGGAAGUGUGAGAUGUGAAGAUAUAAACAAAUGGCGAAAGAGUCCAGAAAUGUGCUGUAAAAUUUUUCAAUAUAUAUUGUGAAAACGUUUUUAUCCGAAAUAAAUAAAA